UUAGGCAUCAAUCAUCCAUGAAAGCUGGAGCGGCGGCUCAACAGCCGGUAGUGGCGGGUGCCCGCUCGCCCCGUCGUCGUCCCUCGUCUCGCCUCCUCCUCGCUGUCCUCCUCCUCUGCCUCGUCGUCGGCGCCGAGCGGGGAGAGGGGCAGGCGGCGGGAGGGAGGCGGCGGGUGGACGUCGGGGUGAUCCUGGACCGGACGACAUGGCUGGGGAACGUCAGCUGGGCGUGCAUGGAGCUGGCGCUCGAGGACUUCUACGCCGACGCGCGGUACGCCAGCUACAGCACCAGGGUCAGGCUGCACCUCAGGGACACCGGACCGAGCGCCGUCGACGCCGCGUCGGCAGGUGUCGAUCUACUAAAAAAUGUUCGUGUACAAGCAAUCGUGGGGCCACAGACAUCAACUCAAGCCAAAUUUCUUGCAGAGCUUGGGAACAAGUCAUCGGUUCCAAUCAUUUCGUUUUCUGCAGAUAGCCCAUCCUGGUCGCCCAGUCAGACCCCAUACUUCAUCCGGAUGGCAUGGAAUGAUUCUUCUCAAGCAGAAGCUAUCGCCUCGCUCGUCCAGAAAUUCAAUUGGAGGGAAGUCGUUCCUGUCAUCGAGGAUGAUGGUACCAACACUAGAUUCAUCCCUGAUCUUGUUGAUGCCCUGAGACAUGUUGGUACUCGUGUUUCGUACAGGUGCAAGAUCCAUUCUUCAGCUGGAGAUGAUGAGAUAAAGGGAGCUAUCUCAAGUUUAAAAGGCAAUUGGACCAGUGUAUUUGUUGUGCGCAUGUCAUACCAGUUAGCCCUUAAGUUUUUCCGGUUUGCCAAGGAUGAGGGGAUGAUGGGCCAAGGCUUUGUAUGGAUUACAGCAUAUGGUUUGACAGAUAUUUUUGACGUAAUUGGUUCUCCUGCACUUGAUGUGAUGAAUGGUGUUGUUGGGGUUGAACCUUAUGUUGAAGACACUGAGAGACUUCAAGAUUUUAAACAGAGAUGGCAUCGGAAAUACAAAAGGGAAAAUCCAGGCACAAAACUGAAUGGGCCUAUACUUUCUGGUCUGUAUGCAUAUGAUACUGUAUGGGCAUUAGCAUUAGCUGCAGAGAAGGCUGGAUAUGUGAGUUCAGACAUCAUGGUGUCUGAAACAAACAAUGGAUCCACCGACUUUGACAGACUUAGUACUUCCAAGGCUGCCGAGAAAUUGCAUGGUGCAUUGUUGAAGACUAGUUUCAUUGGCAUGACUGGGACAUUCCAUAUUCAGGACUGGAAAUUGUUAUCAACAACUUACAGGAUAAUAAAUGCAGUUGAUGAGGACAGAAAAGUAGUUGGUUUUUGGACUCCAGGAUUGAACAUAUCCGGAAAUCUGAAAAAGAGGGUUGAUCUUUACAACAUUAUAUGGCCAGGUGGCAGUGACAAGGCACCAAGAGGAUGGCUAUUGCCUGCAAAUAAAACACUCAAAAUAGGAGUACCUUUUAAACCUGGGUUUAGCAAUUUUAUUCAAUUUGCAAAUGGUAAAGCCACCGGGUUCUGUGUCCGUGUGUUUGAGGAAGUUAUUCGUGCAUUACCUUAUGAAGUACCCAUUCACUAUGAAGAGUUUGGAGAUGGUAACGGAGAAAGCAAUGGAACCUAUGACUCACUUGUCUACAAAGUUUAUCUUAAUGAAUUUGAUGCAGUAGUUGGUGAUAUAACAAUUCUAGCCAACCGUUCUUUAUAUGUGGACUUCACUCUUCCUUAUACCGAGUCAGGCGUACGCAUGCUGGUUCCAGUUAGGGACCAGAGACAGAAGACUGCAUGGACAUUCCUCAAGCCUUUGUCAGCUGGUCUAUGGUUAGGAGCUGGGGCCUUCUUUGUCUUCACAGGUUUUAUAGUUUGGUUUAUGGAGCACAGAACAAAUCAUGAAUUCAGAGGACCACCAACCAGUCAAAUUGGAUCUACCUUCUACUUCUCCUUCUCAACACUUGUAUUUGCUCAUAGGGAGAGUAUUGUGAACAACUUAUCAAGGAUUGCAGUAGUAGUUUGGCUUUUCGUGGUGCUAAUAUUGCAGCAGAGUUAUACUGCAAGCUUAAGCUCAAUUCUCACGGUAGAACAGCUUCAGCCAACAGUCGCCAAUUUAGAUGAAGUUAUCAGGCGAGGGGAUUAUGUUGGCUACCUCGCCGAUUCUUUCAUGCCUGGGCUUUUGAAACGGUUGAAAAUUAAUGAAUCAAAACUGAUCCCAUUCAACUCUCCUGAGGAGUACAACGAUGCCUUAACAACUGGAAGAGUUGCCGUCAUUGUUGAUGAAAUACCAUACCUCAAAUUGUUUCUCUCCAAGUAUUGCCACAACUACACUAUGGUUGGGCCAACUUACAAAUUCGAUGGAUUUGGUUAUGCAUUCCCUCAAGGUUCUCCACUCGCACCUGAAAUUUCAAGGGGAAUACUGGAAUUGGCGUCAAACGACACAAUGGCUGAACUGGAGAAAGAGUUGUACCGUGAUACAAUGUGCCCAGACAAACUUGACUCCCAAACUUCAAGUAGCCUUACACUGCACAGCUUCCUUGGGCUGUUCAUGAUCACAGGGGCAUCUUCAUUGCUGGCUCUUGUUCUGCAUGUUGGCAUAACGCUUUAUAAUAAUCGGAGUCAUUUGAUCAGUGCCUGCAGUCAGGGUUCAUGGCGUGCAUUGCUUGCCAUUCUCUUCAAGAUUUUUCAUGAGCAUGACAAUAUCUCCAAUACUCCGGAUAAAGAUGAGACCAGAAUUGCUAACAUUGAUCCUACAGUUGAGAGCCCAUGGGGCAUGUCUAAUCACAUCAUCGAGAACUUUGAUUCAGACACUGAUUCGGGAAGCCCAGCAGAAGGAGAAGGAACACCAGGUAGGGAAGUUUCAAAUCAAGAUCCUGGUCCACCAUCAUUUGCGUACAUGCAUUCUGAGGGGGUAAUGGAGUAGUAUUCUUUUAUCUCUUGCCAUUGCGAAGCACCAAAGGACUCUAUGGUCAUCGCAUACUGUUCAGUGUAAUUGAUUCAUUUGAUGCACAGAUGUAUAGUCUGCUUUUAGUUUCAUCAUUAAUACAGAUGUAUUAACCUGUACUGCUGAUUGUUUUCAUCAAUAGUUAAGUAGAAAAUUCAGCAUAGUACAUUCAUUAUUGAAAGGCAUAUGAGAGGAACCUAUCUGAUGAGUUCGUCUAA
Setaria italica (foxtail millet) is the source of this 3136-nucleotide messenger RNA. Its product is annotated as glutamate receptor 2.9. The transcript is spliced from 4 exons. The record is from RefSeq and is a predicted model, not a curated record. Gene Ontology annotation, molecular function: glutamate-gated receptor activity. The coding region runs from base 18 to 2897 and encodes 959 amino acids. Gene Ontology annotation, cellular component: plasma membrane. Lineage: Eukaryota; Viridiplantae; Streptophyta; Magnoliopsida; Poales; Poaceae.